AUGUUGUUGAAGGUCACCAUCGGCGAUAGGACCUACCCACUUACCAUGACCACAGAUCUAGCUCGAUUUUUUGAUAUCAGAUUCACGCGGUCACAAUCUCUUGAACUGUAUGGCAUUUUAUUACUUUGCUCCGAUACAAAUUAUCCUCGUUUCAGAGAUCAUCGCAAUAUUACCUUCACGUUUUCGGGCAGAACUAGAUCUCAAGUAGGUAUGACAGUCGUAUCAGUUCGGCUGUAUGGUAUAUCGAAAAGAGAGUUUGGAAUUCCUCGCUCACAUCUUGUUGCACGCGUGCCUCUUUCUCUUCCAAAUAAGUUCCUUCUUAAUGUGGCUCGCAUGUUGACUACUUUGACAACAAGGAAUCUGCUUAUUAAGAAUUCCAGUAGGCCGAAAUCGGCUGAUAUCUCUAAUUCAGAUGAUUUAUGUCUCUUUUCUCGCGGAAAAGUGCCUAUCCCCAACGAUUUGAUGGCAGAUUUUGCUCUUAAUCUCAAGUAUAUGAUGUGUACCCGAUGGAAACAAUUCUGGGCUAUUGUUCAGCGAAAAUUUGGAAGCUCCGUGGCUCUCAUGUCAUUUCUUCGACGUGAAGUUGCUAUGGCUGCCACAUGUAGCGCUGUUAGUGUAUCAGAUCCUCUUCCUGCUCUUGAAUUGUACACAGUUCUACUUUUCAUUCUUCUUUCUUUGGAUGAUCCUCAUUCAAAAAUGCUCACAGAGGAAUAUCUCAGUCUGUACACUGAUCCCAAGACGUCGCAUAUAGCACAUCGUGUUCGCCUUGUUGGACAGACGCUUAUUUAUUCAUUUGCUCUCACGACAAGAAAUGACAGGACACAAGCACGGUCUUUAAAUCCGUCAUUCAAAGUCAUGCGCUGGGGCGGACUACGACCGUUUUUCAAUCGCUCCAAGAUUCUCGGUCCCGAUGAUGAUCCGGUGGAAGUGGAAUAUUUGAUGGGGCCUCUUUGCUCAGUAGAUAUUCUCACACAGAGGAACAGUGACAUGUUCGAUUUGGAAAGCGAAUGGCUUCUCAAUCUUUUGCAAGCUGUCCUAACGAAAAUACGAGACGAAGGAUCAAUUGGUUCCUCACCUGUAGAAGGAGUUCCUGUAGGGCAAUUUUUACUCUUCCGUCUCAUUUUUGUGCUUCUUUCCAAAUGUGGAGAACAUCUUGAGAAUAGGAAGAAGAGCGAAAAGAAGUCUGAAGGAAAGAGAGUAGGUUCAAGUGCUUGUAUAUUACCAGAUGAGGAUUCUGGAUCACCUCCAGCAUCCGUUCGUUCUGGAGCACCUGAAUUCGCUCCGGUGGUAUCUACCGACGCCUCUAGAGAAGCUACACCAAAUAGCAGUUCGGAGGAGCGAGCAAUUACGAAGCGACGUAGCACCGAAAAACUGCUUGGGCAGAUAGUGGCUCAACUCUGUAAUGUCGGUGCACUUGAAUUUUGUCGAAAUCUUCUCGAAAGUGUUACCAGUUAUUGGCGAACAGCAAAAAACCAUCGCUCUGCACCGAGAGCAUGGUCGCGCGACUUCGGUGUGGCAUCCAGUGAUUCGUCAGUCAACUGUAUUUGCAAUGGCAGGUCGGGUGUUAUGGAUGCUCGUGAACAUUACUAUACUAUGAUCACUGAUGUAGCUCUUCGUUUACCCUGUCAGAUGAGACGAAUUUUGAGUGAUGUGAAGUUUGAUGAUAGAUGGCAGAAAAUACUUUGCGAGCUCGUUUCUUAUCAACACGCACCUCAAUUACGUAGGCAAAGCAAAAAAGUUCUUUUGGCAAUGUUCAAUGGAGACAAGCAGAAGUAUCGUGAAGUACGUGACCAGCAUUUGAUGCGAGCCCAUAUCGAACUCUUGAAGAAGAAAUAUUCUCAGCACAGUAACUUCACUCAUCAGCAACUUAGCGAAAUGGUAGAGAUUGUGACAGCAGUUGGUGUUAUUGCAAACCAAAGAACGAUACUUUGGAGGAGUAUUUGUGAAGAAGAGCUUAAUUGGCUCCUCCAAUUGGCUUGUCGCGUAGGCGAUGCAGUUUCCUGUUGCGUAAUCGACUUGCUUGUAUCGGCCAUUCGCGAAACACCUGAAAUGAAACUCGACAGUCUCAAAUUGGUCGAUAAGUGUGUCCAACAUCUUUGCUUUUCUUUAUAUUUUAUAAUGUUCAUGCGCGUUUUAUUUUCUUUCUUUGAAGCUUUCCACAACCCUGCUUUCUUUCUCUUGAGGAUAAUCGCAGAAGAAGAAAAUCGAUGUCUGCUUAUGAUGCUAUUGGUGCGGUAUUUGAUAGGAAAUGAUGAAAAUAAACGAUGGCUGAUGCAUGGCCUGCUUAGAUCAACAAUCCAGCUGGCUAGUCGUCCAUACCAAAUGAUGUUGCUACGUAUUUUGUGGACAAACUUAUGGCCCAUUGCUCGAGGUUUGGGUGACCAUGCUGCGCAGUUAGCAGACAUUCUGUCUACCUAUGCUUCUCGUCUGUUUAGCUCUGCAGAAAUGCAGUCAGUUUGCGAAUCAGAGCUUGAAGCAAUUACAUUCACCAUUAGCAGGUACAAAGACCACUCACUGGUUUGUUUCGGAAUUGAGAAGGAGGGUCACGCUGGAUGGUAUCGACAGAUGACUGGACUUGGAUUAGGGUGGAAAACAAUGUUAAUGGAUACAAGCCCGUGCUUAGUGUGUUUCUCCAGAAAGGACUCUGCAGAGACCAUAAAAUUAAAUUCGAUUAAACAAGAAGCUCGAUUUUCGGCUAACGCCAUGAUGCUAAAGUUGACGUGUCAUUAUGAGAUCAGUAAGGUCAUUAUCAAGCUCACCGAUAUCAAGCGCAGUAAGAUGAUAAAGCGUGUAAAUCUUUUCUACUGUUCUAAAACUGUAGAAUCUGCUGUUGAAUUAAAGACCUGUCCUGAAUUGUGGCAACGAGCGUCGACAUGCAGUGUAACAGCGAAUGAUACCGAAGUUGUACUUCAUCUGGCAAUACCUGUUGUUACUGCUUCGCUGGUGAUCCAGUUUUCUGAACUCACUGAAAGUCGACAAAAUCAAGAACUGCAUUGCCCAAGAUGCUCAUCGGUUGUGCAGCCUAAUCCAGGACUGUGCGAGCAUUGUGGUGAAAAUGUCUUUCAGUGUGUGAAAUGUCGUGCUAUUAAUUAUGAUGAAAAGGAUCCAUUUCUAUGUCAGUCGUGUGGUUUCUGCAAAUAUGCGCGCAUGGACAUUUCAUUGGUUUGUCGGCGUCUACCAGGCGUCCAACCUAUCACCACUGAUGUCGAGCGUGCAGCUUGUGUGGACUCAAUGGUGCAAUUACUAAGCGCGAUAGAGCAGACCCGAUCGCAGCUUGCGGCUGGAAGGGCACUCUGCGAGUUACUUUGGAUGCAGUAUCGUCCACUGCCCCCGAUAAGCUAUCACGUCGAAAGCCCGGAAGCCGCAAAUAUUCUUAUUGCCGGCCUACCACCAAUUAGUCAUCAACAGACGCAGCAGCUUAUCGCAUUCCGUGAAGAACUUCGUGGGUAUGAUCAAAGCAUCAAAACACCUCCACUGCUUCAUCAGGCGAUAAAUCAGGGCUUUUAUAAUGCAAGUUCGAACUGCUUCGGUUGCUUACGGGCUAGUAUUUUGCACUCACUGGCUAUUCUUCAAAGUUCUUGCGAUGACGAAUGUUGUUUAGAGCGCCUGCUGAACUCCGACGUAGUAUUUGUAGAUUUGGUGGAAAUUAGUAAAAAGUACGAGCCCAUUCGAGAAGAGAUCGAGAUGUUAUUAUGCCGAUUGUCAAUGGAAAAUGAAAAGGGCACGGAAAAGUAUUCUUUUUGUUUAGUGUUCUACAUAUAUUUAAAGGAAUUUUACUUGUUAUAUUAUAGGCUUUUGGAGAUGGUUUUAUCAGGAAAGCUUAGUGGGACUGUUCUUGCGCGAUCUAUUAACAUGUUCCCAGAUUCUUUGUGGGAGCAGAAAUUCCGCGGGCUUUUGACGGUAGAACAUCUUUUUUCUUGUUAUGAUGACUGCUUGUGUGCGAUGUAUUUUCACAUUAGUGCUAUAAAAUUCAAUGACCAUGAUACUACGUUGGCCGCAUUGACAAUAAUCGAGAAGUGUUUGGUAGAUGCUAAGCCCGUAAGAAAGAGGAUUUAUGGUAAACUACAGCAAAGGCAACGUGGCACUACAAAUGAUGGAUCACAGAGUCAACAUCGACGUGUGCGCGUAGAAAAUCGUAACCUUCGCGAUUGUCCGUUAUUUGGUGAUUGGUUGUCUGCAAAGUUGAACUGGAAUUCUAUUUAUGAAACAUCUCGCAGUAAAAAAGCAAAUGUUCAUAAGGAAAACUCGCCUGAAGCAGUAAAGGAACACGACGCAUGGCUAUGGCGAUGCUUCUUUUCUCCAUGGAUAACUGUACGAGCAGCUGCUGCGAGAAUUAUCGUUGCCAUUGGUGCUCAACCGGAAUGUAAACGCAUUCAUGAUGAAGAAAAACAAGAGACCAGUAUGGAUCACUCGUUUGGAAUACUUUUGCGCAGUUAUGUAGAACUGUUGUGUCUCUUACUAACUGGAAGUGGUGUUGAAGCACUCGAACUGAAAGCAGCUAGGGACCAUAUCCUUGUACCAUUGUUCCAAUCCACGAUUUUCUUGAAAAGGGUUCUACUUCGAAAAACCCGAGCUAUUGAAGCGUCCCGUUCAUCACUGGAACGUCUUCUUCGCCGUAUUUCUGCCAAAGAUCCACUAAUGCUGAUGCGAGCUGCUGUGCAAUCGCUGGAUACUGUAGAUGACUUGAAUACUCAGGCACAUAUCGUAUCAGUCAUACUGGAUAUUCUUAAUCCUGAACAGAAGGAGGAAGAGGAUUUUCACAUUCAGAUCGAAAAGGAUCCUGCGCAAGAGGAUUUCCUACAAGGAAGGAUGACAGGAAACCCUUACAAAUCCACGGAUGUUGGCCUCGGUCCCUUGAUGCGAGAUAUCAAAAAUAAGAUUUGUCGUGACACCGAAAUGAUAGCACUUAUGGAAGACGAUAAUGGAAUGGAACUGCUGGUAAACAAUCAGAUAAUUUCUCUUGCCCUUCCUGUACGUGCUGUUUACGAUAAAUUGUGGAAGAGGACCAAUCCUGGCCAACCUAUGACCAUCAUCUAUCGGAUGCGAGGUUUGCUCGGAGAUGCAGUGGAGACAUUCGUAUCUUCUCUCGGUGAAACUGAUGGAGUGGAAGCUGAACAGCACGAAUCACUUUCUCCACUUACUGGUGCACUUACCCAAUGUGGUGGCCUCAGUCGGGCUCUACGAAAGCUCGAUGUGAUCGACACUGGAACCGCUGGCAGGUUCCUUCUUUGUCAAUUACGGAAAUUGUUUGAACUAUGUGUGAAAACGGAGCAGGGACGGAGAGAUCUAGUGUCUUCCGACGCGAUUAACUCAUUUAUGAAGGUGCUUCAUGCUUGCGUGUCUCUACGCUCCACCGAUGAAGGUGUUGUUCAAAUAGGACUAGAAUAUCUUCAAAUGAUUUCUGCUAUUGUUGGUGAUCCAGCUGUGCUCACCGGUAUCUCCAAAGAGGAUGCUGAGUGGCUUCUUUCUUUUGUUAUGGCGACUCCUGAAUCUGGCUCAGAGAGUAUCAAUAAGUUUUGCUCCCAAGUUUCUCGUGUGAUCGGUAACCUCGUGCUUGGAAAUGAGGAAGCUGAAAAGGCGCUAAUCUCGAUGUAUUUAAAAACAUGCCAGUGGAAGGAAAUUGACGAAACAAAUGAUGUUUCAUUACGAAACGAACGAGUUACUGCAGUAGAACGGUUGUGCGAAGUGACUGCAAGCAUUCUCAACUCUGCUGAAGGUGCAAAGCUGAAACAGUUGAUAUUGGAUAGCGGAGUAGUCUUUAAGGCAUGCUCACAUCUCGUUUCUAACCAUCCACCUCUUUAUUCUGCCACCGAAUCACAAGAAUGGAAAGGAUUCCUUCUUCGACCGUCGCUUAAACUGAUGUUAUCGUUUAUGCACGGAAUGGCUCGCUCGCAUGAAGCUAGUCAACGAGCUUUAGCAGAGAAAACACUGCAUAUACUUCAUCGCCUCGAACAGGUUGCUUCGGACAAUUCAAUAGGAACAAUGGCUGAAAAUGUUGUAGAAGCACUAAGAGAAAAUAAAGAGGUAGCCGCGCAAAUCGAAAAUGUUCGCCAAGAGACUCGACAAAAGAAACGUCAAAUGGCUAUGGCCAUGCGCAAUAAGCAGUUACGGGAAAUGGGUAUGCAGGUGGGGAAGUCCGGUGAAGUGAAGGUAGCUCACAGGCGAAUAGCCAACGAACCACCUUUGGAAGGAGUGGUGGACCCACUUGCUUCUUGUUGCAUUUGUCGUGAACCGUUAUUCCAAGGAACACGAGUAUCUGCUGCGUAUUCAUUUGCAUCGCCGUUGCCGAGUGAGUCUCGAAUUCCUCAAUUAGCUACUGUAAGUCAAAUGGUAAUGGUGCAUAUUGAUUGUCAUCAGAAUGCAAUCAGAAGGACUGGUGGUGCGCGUAAUACGGAUGAAUGGUCAAAAGCAUUACUUCAUAAUGCUGGUGCAAAAUGUAACGCACUUACACCAAUAGCAAGUGGAUUGGCAAGUGAAGCUGACUGGACUACUGCUUUGAACCGGUACUAUGAAAUGUCGUCAGUGAAAUAUUUGUGUGGUAAUCGAUUAGAGGGAGCUAGAAAGGAUAUGGUAGAUGAGGCAGGGUUUGGAAUUCAGUUUGCUCAAAUUAGUAUCCGUAUUGCAUCACUUGGUCAGACUUUCUACAACAGAGUUGACACCUCUCGAGUUUUCACUGAUUGUGGUACACAUUGCCGCUCCUUCGCUCAUUCCAUUAAGAAAAAGUAUCAAGUUGAUCUCGAAAUGGUCGCUGCCGUACUACCGCUAUGUAGAUCGGUCGUCUUCGUCGAUAUUUGUGAACUCAUUGAUAAAUUUAUAUACUUCAGAUCGUUUUCCGAAGCAUCUCAUGGUGGUGGGCGGGAGUCUAACGCACAGUAUCUGGCCAUCCUGCAUCUUCUGGCGCUUUCUCUUCCGCCUGACGACCUGCCGACUCCUAAUGCUCGUCAUCGUGUUGUUUCCUUCCUGAUAACCGAGCUGACACUCCAAAACUGGCUUGAACAGCGAAUUGACGUGCUACGAGCAGCUGUUGCCGAUUUUACUACAGAGAGUCAUGAUACAACAUGGGAAUCCCUUCGACCAAUGUGUUUGACCUGGGCAUUCGUCGACCGAUAUUUUCGUGACGUGAUACCCAUUGAUUCUGAUGAGCGUCUUGAAUGGCUUCAAACACAUAUAUUGGAAACCUUACAUAAAACGUCAACAUUUGUGAAGAAAUUCGAUGAUGAAAUCGCAACACUGAACUCUCUGGAAGGGUUUGCCGAAGCGAUGGGUAAGUUUUAA
Molecule: messenger RNA, 7275 nt
Organism: Angiostrongylus costaricensis
Lineage: Eukaryota; Metazoa; Nematoda; Chromadorea; Rhabditida; Metastrongylidae
Source: the annotation of a GenBank genome assembly